This is a messenger RNA of Drosophila novamexicana, 390 nucleotides long. RefSeq lists its product as uncharacterized. The transcript has 2 exons. The coding region runs from base 1 to 390 and encodes 129 amino acids. Lineage: Eukaryota; Metazoa; Arthropoda; Insecta; Diptera; Drosophilidae. The record is from RefSeq and is a predicted model, not a curated record.
AUGGACACAACAUCGGAUGCUGAUGCGGUAAAUACAAUAAAUAUGGGCAGUAUUGAGCUACAGCUAAACAGCUCCUAUAUCCUCCAGUGCUCGAUGUCCUCGCUAGAGAGCGAAAGUGACUUGUCGCUGGCCUUUGAACCGGGCGAACCGGCGGACUGUGAUGAGCUACCCGCCUUCGAGAUACGUGCCUUCUCGCCACAUGGUCGUACGCCAUCUCCCAUUGAUGACCUAAAUAUGUCAGAUAUUGAAACGCCAAAACAGGAGUCGGCACAGCAGCGCAGCCCUGGCCGCCAGAACAACCCAGAGUUUGUGGCCUUGCAUGAGAUCAAUGCACAGAUCAGCGCGCCAAGCGACAAUGCAAAUGAUUCAACAAGUGCCAUCAGUCCUUAA